Mirounga angustirostris (Northern elephant seal) is the source of this 4035-nucleotide messenger RNA. RefSeq names its product ALG11 alpha-1,2-mannosyltransferase (gene ALG11). The transcript is spliced from 4 exons. Gene Ontology annotation, cellular component: endoplasmic reticulum membrane. NCBI's taxonomy places the organism in Eukaryota, Metazoa, Chordata, Mammalia, Carnivora, Phocidae. Gene Ontology annotation, molecular function: GDP-Man:Man(3)GlcNAc(2)-PP-Dol alpha-1,2-mannosyltransferase activity. Gene Ontology annotation, biological process: protein N-linked glycosylation. Bases 100 to 1578 code for a protein of 492 amino acids. The record is from RefSeq and is a predicted model, not a curated record.
UGUGCCCCGUGGGGGCGGAGAGAACACCGCCCGCUUCCUCAGGAGCCAAUAGAGAAGAGGAACAGCGAAGCGCUUCCUGAGUUCGGGGGUCGAGGAAAGAUGGCGACCACCAAAGGGGGUUGGUACCUGUGCGAAUUAUUGAGAUUUUUUUAUUCAUUAUUCCUCCCUGGGCUGACAGUCUGUGGAACUUUAUGUGUAUGUCUGUUCAUUAUCCUCUGGGGAAUCAGACUGCUGCUACAGAGAAAGAAAACGUCAGCAUCAGCUAGCAAAAAUGGGAAAAAGCAAAUGGUGGUUGCAUUUUUUCAUCCAUACUGCAAUGCUGGUGGAGGAGGAGAAAGAGUUUUGUGGUGUGCCUUAAGAGCCCUGCAGAAAAAGUAUCCUGAAGCAGUUUAUGUCGUUUAUACUGGUGAUGUUAAUGUCAGUGGUCAGCAGAUACUAGAAGGUGCUUUCCGAAGAUUUAACAUCAGACUCACUCACCCAGUAAAGUUUGUUUUCUUAAGGAAACGCUACCUUGUGGAAGAUUCACUCUAUCCUCACUUCACACUGCUGGGCCAAAGUCUAGGGUCCAUUCUUCUUGGCUGGGAAGCUCUAAUGCAGUGUGUUCCCGACGUCUACAUCGAUUCAAUGGGAUACGCGUUUACACUUCCUCUGUUUAAGUAUUUAGGCGGUUGUCGCAUCGGAAGCUAUGUUCAUUAUCCCACGAUCAGCAUGGACAUGCUCUCCGUAGUGAAGAAUCAAAAUGUUGGAUUUAACAAUGCAGCCUUCAUUACCAGGAAUCCUUUUCUCAGCAAAGUAAAGCUCAUCUAUUAUUAUUUAUUUGCUUUUGUUUAUGGACUUGUUGGUUCUUGCAGUGAUGUAGUGAUGGUCAAUUCUUCUUGGACACUAAAGCACAUUCUCUCCCUGUGGAAAGUUGGGAAUUGCACUAACAUUGUUUAUCCACCUUGUGAUGUGCAGACAUUUCUGGACAUUCCCUUACGUGACAAAAAGACGACCCCAGGCCAUUUACUGGUUUCCAUUGGUCAGUUCCGGCCUGAAAAGAAUCAUCCUUUGCAGAUCAAAGCCUUUGCUAAAUUGCUGAAUAAGAAGGUGGCUGAGUCACUGCCUUCACUGAAACUUGUCCUCAUUGGAGGUUGUCGAAACCAAGAUGAUGAGCUGAGGGUAAACCAACUGAGAAGGCUUUCUGAGGAUCUAGGAAUUCAAGAAGAUGUGGAAUUUAAAAUAAACAUCCCAUUUGAUGAGUUAAAGAAUUACUUGUCUGAAGCAACAAUUGGUCUGCAUACCAUGUGGAACGAGCAUUUUGGGAUUGGAGUUGUUGAGUGUAUGGCAGCUGGCAUGGUUAUCCUUGCCCACAAUUCAGGGGGCCCGAAGCUGGACAUUGUCGUGCCUCACCACGGAGGGAGAACUGGGUUUCUGGCUGAAAGCGAAGACAGCUACGCAGAGACCAUGGCUCAUAUUCUUUCCAUGUCUGAGGAAAAGAGACUCCAAAUCCGAAGCAGUGCUCGGGCAUCUGUAAGCAGAUUCUCUGAUCAGGAGUUUGAACUGGCGUUCCUGUCCUCUGUGGAGAACUUAUUUAAAUAAUGCCAUUAUCUGUCCCGAUUAAAGAUAUUUUACAUAAAACGGCUAAACACCUUCAUAUGUUAGUAUCUUUCUAACCAUUUUCUGUAUUGUAAUAAAGUCAGCCUAAGCAGUGCUCUCUGCAGUAUGUAUAUAGACAGGAUAUUUAUUUCAAUGAAAAUGAGAAAAAGGCAAAAUUACCUAACUGGUUUAAAUGAAAAAAUUUUAGAUUAGUAUUCUGUCCCAAAUUCUGAAAAAUAUGGAUCUGACAGAAAAAAAAUGAACAUUCUUAAUGUGGGUAUAAUCCUGCUUUUCAGAUCCUAUUUGUCAAAUCACUGUACUUUAGAACCCAGGAAAGAGAAUUUCCCUUUAGAAAAUAGGAAAUGUUGAAUGGAAAAUGGAAGACUGACAAUUAGUUGAUUAAUCUUUUAGAAUGGUUCUGACAUCUUGGGAACACAGAAAAAUUCUGGUACAUUUAAAUUCUAAAUGCCACUGUGGAUGACCGUCUUGAAUAUAUCUGACGAUUUUCUCAAAAGAGAAAAGACACUUGAAGCAGGCGUCAUCACGUACUAAGAGCACGUGGUGAAAAGACAGACGGACCAUGGCCGCCCCGCGGGUCGGGGCUGCCCCCCGAGGCGGCAGCUGAGGCCCGGGCGCUGCCCGCAAUCUUCCCGUAGCUUGGGGUCUGUGAGAGGGGCUCUUUGUUCAGGGCUACCAGUACAUCUGUACUGGACAGAGGGAUACCCUCAUUAUCCCGUCACAGUUCCACAUCUCGGGGGCCGCAAGUCAGCUUGAGCUGUUCUGAAGGUCUGAGUGAGAACAUCGUGCUAAGUUGUUUUUCUCAUAGUGACGAUGGACUAACCGCCUCCGUCCGCCCGGUCUCUGUUGGGAGCAUCGUGUGUUGUGAGACAAUGAGGUGGCAUUUAGAAAAGAGCUCUGGACUAGCGGUUAGAAUACCGGGCCUGACCCCAGCAUCAUUAUUUACAAACCUCCGACCUCCUAAAACUCAAGCUGCUUCUUAAUCUUUUUGGAACUCCGAUUCUUCGUCCAUAAUCUGGAGAUGGUAAUACCUCUCCUCGCUACCUCUUAGUGAUUCUGAUUUGGAAAGUAUGUGAGAGUACCUUGAAAAUUAGAGACUUUUUUUUUUUUUUAAAGGUACCUUCAUAAAGUAAUUUAAUUAAAAGUAACAAUAAAUAGUAAAUGUCUUUUGUAAUCAGUCCUCCUUAUUAAUGCAUUAAGACUCAAGCUAGACUCAUGGAUACUAAGUUGGUAGCUAGAACUACUGUGCUGAUUUUAACAUGACUUCUGUGCUGAAUCACUAGCAGUAAAAGUAUGUGGAUGUGCAGAUAGGGCUCUAGAGACCUACAACCCUUGGCGUUUUCUGCAUACAUAAUUAGCUCCUACUAGUUCAGUGAACCGACCUCCUGCACAGUCUGAUACAUCUUUGUGUUAGGGGCAUGUGACACUCCUCUCAUCCAGUCAUGGACCCAGCCAGCUUCAUCAUCUACUCCCAGUUACACUGUUGACUCGUCUGCAGGCCACCGCCUGUCAUCAGAUCAAAAAGCAGCAAAACAGAGUCCCAGGAUGAUGUGACACCAACAUAGCUUUGGGUGGCGAUGAUUCAGUUUAGAAAAGGAAGACUGGUGGACAUUGGAGCUGGAAGGAAGGAACCCUACAAAUCCUCGGGUCCAGUUUUCUCAUUUUCAACUUUAUAGACAAGAACAAUUUAAAGACCUUAAGAUUCCUUCAGUCUCACAAAGCUGGUUUGGUUUUUUUUUAAGAUUUUAUUUAUUUGAGAUAGAGAAGCAGGAGCAGGGGAGUAGAGGGAGAGGGAGAAGCAGGCCCCUCACUGAGUAGGGAGCCUGAUUCGGUGCUCGAUCCCGGGACCCUGGAACCACGACCUGAGCCGAAGGCAGACGCUUAACGACUGAGCCACCCAGGUGCCCCACAAAGCUGUUUAAGUAUAAACCCUGCAGGUUUAUAAGCUGAGCAUUCUGACUCCAGCUCAGUUGGUUUUCUUACAGCUAGUCUUGGGGCAAGAUUCGUGCCACUGCCCCUGCAGUCUACCCAUCUACCCUCAGAAAACCAUACAUUGAAGUGGAUUAAGCAGAAGGAAAGGAUGCAGUACAGGAAGAAAGGAUUCUGAAAUUCCAAAAAGCAUUUUUUAAUCAUGUUUCUUCAAAAUUACUUUUAUUUGCCACACACAUCACUGGAAACAUACUUUGUAUAUCUGUUCACCUUCCCUAUUGCUAAUGUAGUUAUAGGUCUUUUUUUUCGGAAUGACUGAUAACCAUGAAAAGUGACAAAACAAUGUGUCAGCUACUGUCUGUCUGGAGAACUUCUGAGUGAUUAUUCAUUCCUAUAAAACUUGUUUUUGAGUGGUCCAAAUGCAGUAUAUUUUGAACCCCCAGCAGUGGGGAUUCACAUUCUUAUUUGGGUUGUGCAUAAUAAAAUACAUGCUACAUGUUCUUUGAAUAGUAA